CAGUUUGUGAGUUUCACUCUGUUGUUGUUAUUAGGAAUCGAUUGUCAAUUGUUUUUUUUUUCUCAGGGAGUCUGUAUUGCAGAAGAUCGUAUUAGUCAGUUACCUGAUGAAAUUCUGGUAUAUAUACUGUCUUCUCUUACUGUUGAAGAAGCAUCUUACACAAGUAUCCUCUCAAGGCGUUGGCGAAGUUUGUGGACAUGUAUUGAUAGGCUUGAUUUUGAUGCUACAGAACCCUUGGAUGAAGUAGCCUCGAAAUACAAGCUACGGAAGAAGUAUCUGAGAUGGGUCAACUCUACUUUACAAAUGUGUAAAGAGCAAACACUCAGCCAAUUUCGAAUUUGUUUUGAUUUAGACAAAUACGCCCAGUAUGAUAUUGAUAAAUGGCUUGAAUUUGCCUUUUCUAGGAAAGUUCAAAGACUAGAAUUAGACUUACGUAUAGAGGAAAACUAUCCUCGUGAUUUUAAUAACUGUUAUGCUUUUCCAGCACGGCUCCUUGGUCUUGGUGAUUUUGCUCACUCAUCUUCAUCUAAACCUCAUUCUGAUAAACUCCAAAUACACCCACUUGUCCAGCAGAAUUUCAAGUCUCUAAAAAUGUUGCUAUUGAAAUCCGUAAAUGUGACGGGACAAGUUCUCGAGUUCUUUCUACACAAUUGUCCAUUUAUUGAAACUAUGGUUGUUCAUGAAUCAGGAACAUUGGUAAAUUUGGAAGUUGUUGGUCCGUCCCUCAACCUGAGGCACUUGGAGAUAUGGUCCUGUCGUAAUGUAGAAUCACUUAAAAUUUGUGAUACAAACCUUGUAACAUUAGGGACUUCAUCAGGAAGGGUAUUAAUGCUUAAGAAUGUUCCGACACUGGUUAAUGUACACAUUUUGUGUGUGCCAUACACUCAUUUAUUGAAUGACAUAUCCUCUCAUCUUUCUUGCGUUCUCUCUCAGCUGGAGGUCCUUACACUAGAUGCUUUUUCAUUGGUUAGUGAACAGAACUUGAGUCUAUCUACGCUUGUUUUACUAGCUUAGCACCUAACUGGUACCUUCUAUGUAGUUGGAACUUCCGCAGGAAGAAUUGGAGCAUUACAAUUUUCCUAUACUUGCGAAGCUCAAGAAAUUUGUUUUCAUCACAUUCAGAUGUACAUUGAGAUGGAAAGGCCAGAGCCUCUUAGGCUGCACAUCUAUAAUAAGGGCUGCCCCACAGUUGAAGGAAUUUGAAAUACAAGUAAGUAUCAUGUUUUGAGUUCUUUUUCCUAUUUGGCUGGUACGGAAGUUUGAUUUAUUUGUUUUUAGCGAUUCUGGUUCAUGGAGUUUUUGAUGCUGAUUCUUGAGUAUCUUAGUUAUUUAAGCAGUUGAGCU
Solanum lycopersicum (tomato) is the source of this 1344-nucleotide messenger RNA. Its product is annotated as putative F-box/LRR-repeat protein At5g02700. The record is from RefSeq and is a predicted model, not a curated record. Gene Ontology annotation, molecular function: protein binding. Lineage: Eukaryota; Viridiplantae; Streptophyta; Magnoliopsida; Solanales; Solanaceae.